UCGAUAAUGUCGAGGUCUAACCUCAAAAACUUUAUCAUAAUUGCAAUCACAACAAGUGAAUGAAAAAGCGACGCGGCAAGACUUAUUGUUGUCAAAUUUGAUGGAAAUUGUUGAUCGUUGGGAGGGAUUUUUCAGGGGGUUUACGCAGUGAAGAAUGUCGAGUGCAUUGAAUAAUGUGGAUUUAGUUUAUCUGUGAGAGAAAUAAUGGGGGAUAUACGUGCAGGACUGGAGGAUAUAAAGCUCGAUGAGGCACUAUUUGCCGAUGUUAAAUACUACGUCAGUGGCGAGGCUGAACCUAAGAUCGUCGCGCUGCUGCAAAAAGGUGGCGCAGAGCGCUGCAACUACUUCAGUAGCUUCGUAACCCACCUAAUAGCUGGUUACGAAGCCCUAGAAACCGACAUUUGUCAAGCAAAAGAGCUAUACGAGAUACCAGCAGUAACCCACGAGUGGGUUUACUCCUCGGCGAAAUGCAAAAAGCUCCUCCCAACGAAGUACUUUUCCGCCGAGGAGAAUCAAUUAUUCUCCACCGUGAGAGCCUGUAUAUCCCAGGUGAGCCAGGCUGAUAGUAAAGCCCUGUGGGCGAUGAUAUCUCUGCAAGGUGGGAAAUGCCAGUUGCGUUUGGAUCGUUUCUGUACACACUUGAUCGUGACUAAAGCGAGUGGAUCAAAGUUCGAGGCUGCCACGAGGCACCACAUGAAGAUUGUAACCCCCGAUUGGGUGGUGGAUUGUUCCAAGAAACGAGCUAUUGUCUCAGAAGCUGAGUACCAUCCAAGAUUGCUGAUUCAUCCAUCCCCAAACAGCUCGACAGCACUGAUAACAGGUUUCAUGGAUAAUACCGAGGACAAUGGAGGAAUUCAGGGUGAUCAAGACCGCACAAAGGUCAUGUUAGAGCAAUUGAAGCAGAGAAUGCCAUGGAAUCAGUCGAAUCCCCCGGCCAAUGUCCCACAAUCAUCCCCGUCACCUCAAGGAAUUAAUCAGCAGUUGCCAACGAGCUCUCCAAGCGUUCAACUCCCCCAGGAGACUCCACCCCCAGCGAAUGCCGGGCAAAUGCCUGCACAAGUCCAGAGACAAUCGUCACAGCAGUUCCAACGGAACGUGACGACCCCCAGUGUGACGAAUUAUUCGGGUCCAGUUGUCUCGACGAAUCAGAAUCAAAAUCAAACCACCCAGAGUCAGAACUGGCACUCGCAAAUGCCUCAAGUCAAACAACAGGUUCAAUCAUCACAGCAACAACAGCAGCAGGAGCAAUUGUCCCAGGGGCAGGCUCACAUGCAGCCACAACUGCCACAAAUGCCGAAUCAAAAUCCUCAACAGUCAAUAUCCCUCCAAGUUCCCAAUCAGAUGAAUCAGCAGAUGCAGAUGCAAGUGAGUUUUCCCCAGCAGAUGAUGCCCCAGCAGUCGCCCCAGAUGACGAGUCCCUCUCCAACCCAGGGGAUUGCUCAGAUGCAGCAGCAGAUGAUGCCACCUCAGCAGAAUCUUCAGAUGUCUCAUCAGACGUUGAUUCAACAGAAGCCCAUGAAUCAGCAUCAAAUGCCACAGCAGGUGAGCCAACAGUCCCAGUUGAGCCCACUACCUCAGUCACAGCAAGUGAACUCUCAACAGGGGUUGAAUCAGGGGCACCAUGGGCACAUGCAGCAGCAGCAGCAGCAGCAGCAGAUGCCCCAGCAGGUUCAGCCGAUGGUCUCCCAGUCUCAAGUGAUGCCCCAACAACCCCAGCUGAUUCAGCAGUCUCAGAAUUUGCAGCAGCCCCAGUCGAUGCCCCAGCAGCCUCCACAGCCUGUGCUCCAACAGAAUCAAAUCUCCCAGCAGAUCGGACACCAACAGCAAUUGCCCAGUCAACAGGCUCACCAGCAGCAGCAGUUGCCCCAAGAGCAACGCCAACAGCUGAUCCAACAGCUGCCCAAUCAGCAGGCUCACCAGCAGCCAUUGACUCCAGAGCAACGUCAGCAAUUACUAGCCCUCCAGCAACAGCAGAAGAUUCAACAGAUCUCGCAGCAACUCCAGCAAUCAGCGCCCCAGCCCUCUCAACAAUUCAUCAUCAGAGAUGGUCAGCUCCAGCAACAGCCAUCGAAUCAAAUAAUAAAUCAGAGUCAACCGGGUUUCAUAGUGAACCGAGAGGUCUGGCAGCAGCAGCAGUACCACCUGCAGCUCCAGAGACAACAGCAGCAGCAGCAAUUGGGACAGCCGAGGCCUGGGGGUCAGUGGACCCAGCAGCCCCCGCAGCCCCCUCGUCAACUCAUCCAACUGGACGCCCAAACCCACCAGCAACUCCAGCAGAUGGACCCCCAGCAGCGAGCCCAGUUCAUCCAGAAGAUCCAGAAACAACGGAAUCUCCUCCUUCAAAGACAGAUGCAGAAUCGAACGGCUCAGGGUCCACACGGGGGUGUCAUCAGGGCUGCAGCCGCCCCAGGUCAACCUGGUCUCCAGUGGGUGCAGCAACGCCCCCAGAUAAUGGCCGGGGUGACCCCAGUCGCCGGACAAAAGCCCAUCCACCCUGGGGUGCAACCGCCCGCAUUAACCCCCAUAAACUCCCCCAACCAAGUGAUCGUUCCCUCGGGACAGGCUGUGCCAGUCCAGUCCCCUCAAACUCCAGGGCAACCCUUCCAGCAGGGACAACUGACCCCUCAACAAAUCGCCCAGCUGCAUCUCCAAAAACAACAACACCUGGCGAGACUCCAACAACUUCAACACCUCCAGCAGCAACAAGCACAACAGUCACCCCAGCAAUCUCAACCCCAGGUUCAACCGCAGUCUCAACCGACCCCUCAACAAUCCCCCCAACAACCACAACAAACGUCACAGCCUCAAUCCCAAUCGCAACCACAACCUCUGCUCCCGUCUCCCUCGCAGUCUCAACCGCAGCAGUCGCCAGUUCAAUCAGAGGCGCCAUUAACUCCCCUCCCUGGAAAUUCUCAGAUGCCACCUGACCAGCAGCUCGUGGUGAAUGCUAAAACAAAAACAGCACUUGCGAAUAUGUUGACUAAUCGUCUGCAGGGCGGAGCGGCGGAGGGAAGUGCCGCCGGCCAGUUGAGACUCAUGACCGCUCAACAUAGACCGCCACCACCGCCGUCUCAGGACCCAGCUCUCCUUGCGGCUUAUCAGAGACGCUCCCUCGGGAAUAUCACUAAUGGGGCACCUCAGGGGGGAAUGAAAAUGCAGUAUGCACCGGCAAUGGCACAGCCGAAGGCGCAAUUCUACGGUCAUAAUCCCAAUUUAAAACUUCCACCUGAUUUAUUCCUACUCGGCUGCAUAUUUGUCAUUGUCGAGUAUGAGAUUCAGUACUCAAUCGCUGAAGUUUCACACUGGAAACAAGUUAUUGAACGACACGGGGGGGAGGUGGAGCCCCAGUAUUGUGCACGAGCGACUCAUGUUCUUGCAAUCACGCAGAAGCAUCCGAUUGUGGUGCAAGCACUUAGGGAGGGAAAACGGUGUGUCAGUGCACACUGGCUGUCGGAUGUUGUGAAUAAACAGCAAGUUGUGCCGCCGUGGCAUGCACUGCAUUUUCCGAUUCCUUAUGGUUUGAAUGAGAUGCCUUGUUCCAAGCAGAAUAUCUCGUUCUCUGGGUUUGAGGGGGAGGAGAGGGCUAAAAUCAAGGGAAUGCUCGAUGUUCUGGGGAUCAAGUACACGACGUACUUUUCACAUCAUAAUACAUUGCUUAUUACUCGGAGGCCCGAUGGACCGAAGUAUAAGAAGGCGAGGGAGUGGCAGAUCAGUGUGGUCAAUGCCCAGUGGUUGACUGAUGUAAUUUGCGGACAGGUCAGUGCUAUUCAUCAGAUCGAUGCACCCAAGUAUCAGCAGUUCAAUGCGAGUAAUCCGUUUAGAUUGGAUUAUUCGCUUGUUCCGCAUCUCAUGGCUGCCUGGAAGAUGCCGAUUAAUAUAACGCAGGAGUCGUAUGACAAGGUCAAGCAGGUUGGGCAGGGACCGAAUGCCAUGAGAAAGCACAAGAAACCGAGGCUCGAUGGACCACUGCUGAACAAGGAUCCGCAUUUGUUGGGGCUUGAUGAGCCCGUUGUCAUUAGCAAUCCCGAUCCACCGACACUUGAGAAACAGCCGAGGAUCCUAUUCUCCGGGACCAAUCCAGCGAAAUAUGCCAAGAGGAUCAGGGAACUGGGGGGCGCGUUGGCUGCCAGCUGGAGGGAUGCCACUCAUCUCGUUAUGCCAGCACCGUUCAGAACUGUGAAACUACUCUGCUGUUUGUCCAGAGUUAAGUGCAUUGUACAUAUUCAGUGGUUGCUCGAUUGCUUCGGGAAGAACACGUUCAUCGAUGAGAGCUCGUACGUCCUCGGUGAUCCGGAGUUCGAGAAGAAUUUUCAUUGUAAUAUUGAGAAGGCACUGGCUAGUCCCAAUCGGGGGUCUGUACUUAAGGGGCUGACAUUUUACGUGACACCAAGUGUAGUGCCAUCGCCCACUGCAUUUUCGGAAAUAAUUGAGAGUGCAGGUGGUACUAUGGAGAAAAGCCGCCGUUCACUUGUGCAAAUACAGGAAAUGAAUUCUGGGGGUAAAUUGAACUACAUCAUCGUUACACAGGAGAACGAUCUCCACUUGCUCGCUGAUGUUCUACAAGCAAAUAUCAACGUGUUCAGUGCAGAAGUUGUCCUGCGCUCUGUGGCCAGGCAAAACUUUCAAAUCGAUACCAAUCAAUUGUGAGCUGCUAAUCAAUCAUUUGGUGGCACAAUUUUCCACGUUCUGUGAACAUUUGAGGGAGAGAAUGAGGAAAAAUACAGAUCAAUUCUGAUUUAUUUUCACAAAAUGUAAAAAUGAGUUGCUUAUGUAAGGGGACAAUAAAGAUACAUACUUUUCUGGUAAUACAUUAGGUAAUUUACGAGAGUAUACAUCUAUGCAUUUGAUUAAUCAGUUUUAAUCUUCCAAAAUUAAUAAAUCAAUUAAUUCAUCUAA
Diachasma alloeum is the source of this 4896-nucleotide messenger RNA. RefSeq names its product PAX-interacting protein 1 (gene Ptip). The record is from RefSeq and is a predicted model, not a curated record. Gene Ontology annotation, cellular component: MLL3/4 complex. The coding region runs from base 205 to 4647 and encodes 1480 amino acids. NCBI's taxonomy places the organism in Eukaryota, Metazoa, Arthropoda, Insecta, Hymenoptera, Braconidae. The transcript has 4 exons.